CCGACGCGUAAAACAGCCUCUUGUCCAUCCAGACUCUUAUUUUAGAUAUAAGAAAAAUAGAGAACUCCAAGAAGAUACAAGAUAGCCGCUACACUAUCUAUUGUUUUUUCAUGUUAUCUUCUUUCAGUAUCAGAGAAAGAACCCCAACAAUUCAACAACUCAAAUUGCUUCAUGAUGGUGGGUAGGAAAAAAAUCCUGUUUAACAGUGACUCAAAUAGUGGAAUUAUCUUGGACCGCUGAUGUGCCAAGUGAAGUAAAAGGUCUCCUUGGCUCAUGUGUGGUGAUCCCCUGCUCUUAUAACUACCCAGAUCCACAAGGGAAGGCCAAAAGCUUCACAGGGAUUUGGAUGACCACUGAGGGGGAUCGAGUCAUCUAUCAUCCAACUGAGUCGAAAAUUGUCAAGCAGUAUCAGAGUCGAACAAAACUUCUUGGAGACGCCAGCAAGAACUGCUCUCUGAGGAUUGAAAAGCUUCAACAAGAUGACAGAGGACCUUUUUAUUUCAGGAUUGAAAUUGAAGGUUACAACAGAGCUUCUUACAGAAAUAACAAAGUCUCCAUUUCAGUGAUGGGUGAACCAAAUCCUAUUGAUUUCUCUGUGCAAGAGGAGGUAAAGGAGGGUGAAAAUGUGUCUGCAUCCUGCUCUGUGUCUCACUCCUGCCCCACAUAUCCACCUGAUUUCCACUGGAGUCACCCUGGAGAGCAGCAUUUUCAAGCACAGAAGCUCCAAAAUGGCCAGUGGAAAGCAACAUCUACUUUGACCUUUCACUCAAACCGCACUGAUCACAAUAAAUCUUUACAAUGCAGGGUAACAUACCAGGGAGAAAAGCACCAAGAAACAUCCAAGACCAUUCAAGUAAAAUAUGCUCCAGUGAAUGUGAAGGUGGAGUACCAGUCAGAUGUGAAUGAGGGAGAAACUGUUCACCUGAAGUGCUCCAGUGAUGCUAAUCCUGUCAGCAGCUACGAGUGGCACAGUGAAACUGAUGCUCUGCUGAAUAAGGGACAAACCUACACAAUGUUAAAUGUUUCCAGACACUCAGUAGAGGCCGUGUACUGCACUGCUGUCAAUGAAGAAGGACGAGUCAAAUCAAGCACCGUGAAGCUCAAUGUGUUAUAUGCCCCUGACAUUAAAACUUCCUCUAAGUGCUUCUCAGAGAGGGGCAUAGUAAUGUGUGAGUGCAUUGUGGAGUCUAGGCCUCCCAGCGUGCUCCAUUUUGUUCUUGGUGACAGAGUUGUGCAAAACAGCAAAGUGCAGACAGUUGGCUCUGUUACUACUGGCACUCUGCAGACAGACUUUGGGUCCUUUAAGUUUGUUCACUGUCUGGCAAACAACACGCUGGGAAAUGCAAACCUCAUGCUUUCUUUACCUGUUUAUGACUACAUGCAGAACAUUUUUCUAGCCUCUGGAGCAGGUGUGAUUUUGCUAAUUAUUUUGAUAGCCACUGGAGUGGGAGUUGUUACAAAAUGCAGGGGGCAGUCAGGAGGCACACCAACAUCUGACUUGUGCACCAUGAAAACAGACAGACCUGUGGAGGUUCCUCAUUAUACCUCAACAAAAAGAGAACUGAAAAAGAACUAUGAGGAUGUCUACGGCAAUGACAUUUUCACCAGUGAUCAUAUAUAUGGCAACGUAGAGACUGACUGCGACGAGACCACAUAUGCCAAUGUCUAAGAGCUAUGGAAAACCGGCUACAGUGCAUGUUUAUUUGCUCUGAGUCAAAGAUAUAUUUAGCUACUUCUUCAUCACAAAGGGUCACCACAGCGUGUAGCUUGGCACAUUUGAUUUGGUGGAUUUUUAUGCCGUGUCCUUCCUGAUGCAAACCUAAAGGGAAUUUGUACUUCCAGGGAAUUGAACAAGUGAUCUUUUCUCUAAAUGAAUACUUUUAUUCCUACAAUAGGAUUCAAGAAAAACCAACCAACCAACCAAAAAAAAAAAUCCUUUCACAAUUUUCAUUGUACAUCAUAUAGAGUGGUGUGAAAAAGGUGUUUGCUGAUUUCCAGUUUUUUUGUAUGUUUUUCACAGUUAAAUGUUUCAUAUCGUCCGUGUUGGGGAGGCAUGUAUUCUGUAAUCUGUAGUGGAAUACAUUUUAAAAGUAACCUUCCCAACACUGCAUAUCAUCAAACAUAUUUAUAUGUUGGACUAAGAUAACACAAAUAAACUUCAGUCUCACAUUAAUUACAUAACCCGGUUUGCAUACCUUCACUUGUGUAACAUUAACCGACUUCAUCCCUUCCUUACUCCCCAUGCUGCUGCCAUCUUUGUCCAAAGUUUUAUUACUUCCCGGAUCAAUUAUUGCAACUCCCUCCUAUUUGGUCUCCCCAAUAAGUCCCUCCAUAAAUUUCAACUUCUUCAGAAUUCUGCAGCUCUGGUCAUAACUCGUACUCCCUUAAGAGACCAUAUCACCCCAAUUCUUCAACAGCUUCACUGGUUGCCCAUAGAAGCCAGGAUAAACUUUAAAAUCUUAGUUCUCACAUUUAAGUGUAUUCAUAACCUUGCCCCUCCUUAUCUCUGUGAUCUGCUGCAUAUCACCACUGUUUCCCGCUCUCUCAGAUCUUCAUCUGCCACUCAUCUUGUUGUUCCUUCUGCUCGCCUUAUCACUAUGGGGCACAGAGCUUUCAGUCGCUCUGUUUCUCGGCUCUGGAACUCACUUCUUUCAGCCUUAAGAAAUAUAGGUUCCCUUCCCUUAUUUAAGUCACAACUCAAAACCUACUUGUUUAGACUGGCUUACUCGCUUUAAUACAGAUUUUACUUGCUGUCAAAUGUUUUGUUUUUUUUUUUUAAUUUGUUGUUUGUGGUUGUAUUUUGCUGGUUUCUGUAUUUUAAUUUAUUGGAAUCUAUUUUAAUCUACUGUUUUAUUGAUGUCUUUUCUCUUUGUAAGGUGACCCUGGGUCUUAGAAAGGCGCCCUCAAAUAAAAUGUAUUAUUUUUAUUAUUAUUAUUAUUAUUAUUAUUAUUAUAAAUGCAGUGUUUAUUAUUGGUGGAAUAGAAGAUCAAAACUACACAAAGAUCGCAAACCUGUGUGAAAAAGUGAUUUUUUGGGAUAAUCUCAAACAUGUAAGUGUGACAAGCAUACAAAAAAUAGGACGUCAGGAAAGUGCCAAACACCUUUCACACCACUGUAUGUAUUAAAUUACAUUUUUCUAUCAUCUGUAAUUCACUUUUUCUUUGUAAAACAUUUUUAUUUGUGCUUUUGUUUUUCAGACCAAAUGAUGUGCUUUUAAAAUUUACCAUUCAAGUAUUGUGAUACUCAAGGUGACAAGUUGUGUGUUUAAUAACCAAUUUAUUAUUAUUAAUUUUGCUAUUAGUUACCCAAUAACAACACAAGGUGUGACUUUCUGCAUUCAAUUGACAUGUGUGUUAAAUCGAUCAACAUUACUGCUGCAGAGGUUAAAGGCUGAGCUAAUUUUACAAAAUAGAUACUUGGCUUUGUUACUACUGGGACUCUGCAGACAGACUUUGGGACCUUUGAAUUAUUCACUCUCAAUAAACACACUGAACUUGGACAUUGUGUCUGCAUUUUGAGUCCAUUCAGGAAAAGAACUCAGACAUGACACAUUUAAAUAAUUGGCCUCCUUUUGUACUCAGUCAGAUAUUAAUACUAGCCAGAAGUUGACAAGAGGAUACAAAAAAUGCAUAAAAAUUAUGAAAAUUUUAACAGUAAAUUAAAUAACAAUGUGUCAUUUAUUCAUUGUCAAAGACAAUGUAUCAUUGCAUCUUAUGUUAUAGAAGGACCUAGCACUGUAGCAUCAUAUUAAAACAUAAUAAUCACAAUAUAAGAAAGGGAGCAAGAUCAGAAUAUGCUGGCGUGGAUUAUGCUUUAUUUUCUGAAAGGAGAAGCAUUAUUUUUAUCACUGUAAUGUAAGUAACAUUAUCAUGUUAUCUAUGUAUUGAUUCUCCUUGUAAAUGAAAGCUAACCAACCGUUUUGUGUUUGAAAUAAUCAAAAAGGGAAAAUUUU
This is a messenger RNA of Pelmatolapia mariae (spotted tilapia), 3953 nucleotides long. Its product is annotated as myelin-associated glycoprotein-like. The transcript has 10 exons. The record is from RefSeq and is a predicted model, not a curated record. Bases 347 to 1669 code for a protein of 440 amino acids. NCBI's taxonomy places the organism in Eukaryota, Metazoa, Chordata, Actinopteri, Cichliformes, Cichlidae.